Messenger RNA from Suillus paluster, 1224 nucleotides. RefSeq names its product aspartic peptidase domain-containing protein. Gene Ontology annotation, molecular function: aspartic-type endopeptidase activity. Lineage: Eukaryota; Fungi; Basidiomycota; Agaricomycetes; Boletales; Suillaceae. The transcript has 6 exons. The record is from RefSeq and is a predicted model, not a curated record. Gene Ontology annotation, biological process: proteolysis. Bases 1 to 1224 code for a protein of 407 amino acids.
AUGUUCCCGGCUGCAUCCUUGUUGGCUAUUCUCCUCCUGGCUUUGUCCAUCGCAGGAUCACCCGUUGAAGUUCGCAACUCCCCCAUCACCAUUCCCAUCGUUAGGAGGCUAAACACCUCCGGUGGUACCAUCAACCUUUCACAGCACGAUAAAGCUCGCGUGGCCGCUAUUAAGGACCGCUCCGCCAGCACGCUCAACCGCCGUGCUGGUAACAUUCCUGUCAUAAAUGAGGCUGUCUCCUACAUCGCACAAGUUGGCAUUGGCAGCCCUGCCACAAUUUACGACUUGAUUGUUGACACUGGUAGCUCGAAUACUUGGCUUGGUUCCGGCUCUGCGUACGUAAAGACCGGCACCAGCAUCAAUACUAGUCAGCCUGUGUCGGUCGGCUACGGUUCUGGUUACUUUUCUGGAACUGAGUACACCGACACUCUCACUCUCGGCAGUGGGCUCACCAUCACCAACCAAUCGAUUGGUGUUGCUUCUGAAUCGAGCGGCUUCACUGGUGUUGACGGCAUCCUUGGCAUCGGGCCUCUCGGCUUGACAGAGGGUACCUUGACGAAUGAACAAACGACGUCCAUCCCGACUGUCACUCAGAACCUGUACAACCAGGGCAAAAUUUCUCAUAUCAUCGUUGGUAUCUCUUUCGAGCCCACCACGUCGCAGAAGGUCACCAACGGUGAGCUCACCUUUGGUGGAACUGACGCCACCAAGUACAGCGGCUCCAUUGCAUAUACUCCUCUCACCACCACCCAAGAUGCAUCCCACUACUGGGGUAUCAACGAGAGCAUCAUGUACGGCUCCACGACGAUCUUGUCUACGACUGCUGGUAUCGUCGAUACUGGCACCACACUCAUCUAUAUAGCCACCGACGCCUACACAAAGUACCAGUCUGCAACCGGCGCUACUCUGGAUCAGGUCACUGAUCUUCUAAGCAUCAGCCUUACCCAGUACCAUGCCCUCAAGAACUUGAAUUUCAACAUUGGAAAGACAACCUAUUCUCUUACUCCUAAUGCUCAAAUCUGGCCUCGUUCACUCAAUACUUAUCUUGGUGGUAGCAGCGGCUCCAUCUACCUCGUUGUUGCUGACAUUGGCACGCCCAGUGGUCAAGGUCUUGACUUCAUCAAUGGCCAGACUUUCCUCGAGCGCUUCUACUCCGUUUUCGAUACCACUAACUCCCGUGUCGGUUUUGCUACAACCUCGUUCACUGAUGCUACCACCAACUAA